This is a messenger RNA of Babjeviella inositovora NRRL Y-12698, 1059 nucleotides long. RefSeq names its product tRNA guanylyltransferase (gene THG1). Gene Ontology annotation, molecular function: magnesium ion binding; tRNA guanylyltransferase activity. The coding region runs from base 39 to 854 and encodes 271 amino acids. The transcript has 2 exons. Gene Ontology annotation, biological process: tRNA modification. NCBI's taxonomy places the organism in Eukaryota, Fungi, Ascomycota, Pichiomycetes, Serinales. The record is from RefSeq and is a predicted model, not a curated record.
GGCUAUUCCACGAAUAUUCUAAUCUAGCAUCUAAUAGCAUGGCAAACUCAAAAUAUGAAUACGUCAAAAACUUUGAGCGAGAGAAUCACCUCCUUCCGUCUUGCUACAUUUUGAUCCGCGUGGAUGGCCGCGGGUUUCACAAGUUCAGCGCACACUACGAGUUUGCGAAACCAAAUGAUGCCGCCGCCUUACAGGUCAUGAACCAGGCAGCGGAGCAGAUGAUGCGCCAGUUCCCCGACAUUAGCGUGUGCUACGGGGAUUCUGACGAGUACUCGUUCUUGUUGAGACGUAAUUGUGAGCUUUUUGAGCGCCGCGAGUCAAAGUUGACCUCAACUUUUGCCAGCACGUUUUCCGCAUUGUACCAGUUCUACUGGCGAGAAGUGAUCCCAGAAAAGCCGUUGACGGUCGAGCGGUUACCCACAUUUGAUGCCCGGUGCGUGGUGUACCCCAACGCAGAAAUCGUCCGCGACUACUUCCGUUGGAGACAGGUGGACUGCCACAUCAACAACUUGUACAACACCACAUUCUGGUACUUGGUAUUACAUGGGGGGAUGACAACGAAGGAGGCAGAAAACCGGUUGAUUGGGACGUUGGCGAGCGAUAAACACGAAAUUUUGUUCUCCCAGUUCCAACUCAACUACAACAACGAGCCUGAGGCGUACAAAAAGGGCACCACGAUCUGCCGCGAGUAUAGUGUGGUGGAUGCUAUUGAAGGGGGAAUGAUGAAAAUGGAGUUGAGCGAGCGCCAGAAGCAGCGUGAAGAGAAGAAGCGCAAGAAGGCCAAGGUAGUGGUGCAUCACACGGAUAUCAUUAAUGACAAGUUCUGGAACGAAAGGCCAUGGUUGUUGCAAUAGACUCUAGUGAUAAUAGAUAGUGUAAGGAGAUGCUGCCGUAAGACCCAGUGAACCCGGAUUAUUUGGACGACACCAAGUCAGAAUUUACAAUUGAUAGAUGCGGAAGGAUUGAUACUACACAAUAAUACUCGUGCUCAAUGUAGAGUGGUGACAGGCUGCGUUUCAUGUCGUAUUUGCAGCCGGGUACGAGCAGAUUCUCGAAGGC